Molecule: messenger RNA, 2627 nt
Organism: Phragmites australis (common reed)
Lineage: Eukaryota; Viridiplantae; Streptophyta; Magnoliopsida; Poales; Poaceae
Product: long chain acyl-CoA synthetase 6, peroxisomal-like
Exons: 23
Coding region: 90-2234 (714 amino acids)
Biological process (GO): fatty acid metabolic process
Cellular component (GO): membrane; endoplasmic reticulum
Molecular function (GO): long-chain fatty acid-CoA ligase activity
Source: RefSeq, a predicted model, not a curated record
CGAGUCCCCCACGCCCACGCCAGACAUAUUGUACCUCCGCACGCAACGCUACCGACAGAGACGGAGGACUCGAGUUGAGUACGGAAGCCAUGGAAAGGGGACAGCCAGAGCAAUCCCCAAUGGACGCCGCCCAGCGACGGCUCCGCGCGGUCUCCGCCCACCUCCAGCCGCCGGCGCCCACCGGAGGCUGCGGCCUCGCUGCCAAUCCCACCGCCGGGGAGUACGCUCAUGUGCAGGGCUACAGUGUUGUUCUCCCAGAGAAGUUGCAAACUGGAAAGUGGGAUGUGUACCGAUCUGCACGAUCACCUCUAAGGUUAAUAAACAGAUUUCCUGGUAACCCAGACAUCGGAACGCUGCAUGAUAAUUUUGUGCACAAUGUUCUAUGGUGUUCCAAAUUGCACAGGUAUGCAGUUGAGACUUUUAGAGAUUGUAGAUACCUGGGUACAAGAAUCUGCACAGAUGGAACAGUUGGAGAGUACAAAUGGAUGACAUAUGGAGAAGCUAGUACGAGCAGGACUGCAAUAGGUUCUGGUCUUAUUUAUCAUGGAAUACUUGAAGGUGCACGCAUUGGUCUGUAUUUUAUAAACAGACCUGAAUGGAUCAUAGUGGACCAUGCUUGUGCUGCAUAUUCAUAUGUAUCUGUGCCACUUUAUGACACUCUUGGUCCAGAUGCAGUUCAAUUCAUUGUGAACCAUGCAACAGUAGAAGUUAUAUUCUGUGUGCCUCAAACACUAAGCACUCUGUUAAGUUUCAUAGCCCAAAUGCCAUGUGUUCGGCUUAUAGUGGUAGUUGGUGGAGAUGAUGCAAAGAUGCCAUCUGCACCCACAACUACUGGAGUGCAAAUUAUAUCUUACACCAAGCUGCACAAUCAGGGAAAGGUGAGUCCUCAACCUUUUCGAUCUCCAAAACCUGAAGAUGUUGCAACUAUCUGCUACACCAGUGGCACUACUGGCACUCCCAAGGGAGCUGUUCUUUCUCAUGAGAACUUAAUCGCAAAUGUAGCAGGAUCAAGCCUUGGAAUUAAAUUUUACCCCACUGAUGUGUAUAUCUCAUAUCUACCUUUGGCUCACAUCUACGAGAGAUCUAACCAGAUUGCAUUGCUUCACUGUGGUGUUGCCAUUGGAUUCUACCAAGGGGAUAAUUUGAAGCUGAUGGAUGAUCUGGCUGCUUUGAGACCAACAGUAUUCGCAAGUGUUCCCCGGUUAUAUAACAGAAUUUAUGCCGCAAUUACAAAUGCUGUUAAGGAGUCUGGUGGGCUGAAAGAAAGAUUGUUCCGUACUGCAUACAGUGCCAAGAGGCAAGCAAUUAUUAAUGGGCAAAAUCCAUCCCCAAUGUGGGACAAGUUGGUAUUCAACAAAAUAAAAGCUAGGCUUGGUGGACGAGUGAGACUCAUGAGUUCAGGUGCUUCUCCAUUGUCAGCAGAUGUCAUGGAAUUCUUGAGAAUAUGUUUUGGCGGCGAAAUUCUUGAAGGCUAUGGAAUGACAGAGACAUCUUGUGUCAUCUCUACAAUGGAUAUUGGUGAUAAGUUAAUUGGUCAUGUCGGAUCCCCAAAUCCUUCUUGCGAGGUUAAACUUGUGGAUGUCCCAGAAAUGAAUUAUACUUCUGAGGAUAAACCAUAUCCUCGUGGAGAAAUUUGUGUCAGGGGACCUACAAUUUUCCAUGGUUAUUAUAAAGAUGAAAUCCAAACAAGAGAGGUCAUUGAUCAAGAUGGCUGGUUGCACACUGGAGACAUAGGUUUGUGGCUGCCUGGAGGGCGUCUAAAAAUUAUAGAUAGGAAAAAGAACAUUUUCAAGUUAGCUCAAGGAGAAUACAUAGCUCCAGAAAAGAUUGAAAAUGUCUAUGCUAAGUGCAAGUUCAUUGCCCAAUGUUUUAUAUAUGGUGAUAGUUUAAACUCUGCCCUAGUAGCCAUUGUUGCAGUUGAACCAGAGCUGCUGAAGGCUUGGGCUGCAUCUGAAGGAAUCCAGUACGAGGAUUUAAGACAGCUCUGUGCUGAUCCUAGAGCAAGAGCAGCUGUCCUGGCUGACAUGGAUUCUAUCGGAAAGGAAGCACAGCUAAGAGGUUUUGAAUUUGCUAAAGCUGUUACUCUUGCUGCCGAGCCUUUCACAUUGGAAAAUGGUCUCCUCACCCCAACAUUCAAGGUUAAAAGACCGCAAGCUAAGGCAUACUUUGCAAAAGAAAUCUCAGAUAUGUAUGCACAGCUGCGAGAGACAGAGUCAGCGAGGCAGAAGUUGUAAUCACUCGAGUAAUGAUCAGAGAAAAGGUUCGAUCAAUACAGCCAUACAGGAGACUGGAUUCCGCAAUUGUUUAUUCCACGUGAUGAAAUAAGUCAAUCUUUUUACGGACACGGUGAACAAUGGUUCCUGCCAUGAUCAGGAAUAAAAACUUUCACUGAUUCGGAGGCAGUGCAUGGUGCAGUUUUUUUUUUUUUUUUUUUUUUUUUUUUGCAUAGUUCUUGGUAUUUAUAAGGAAAAACUGAACGACUUCAAUAAAUGUACAACUAUUUUAGUACAAUUCAUGAUCCAAUGACUGAAAUUACGUGGAUGGAAGCUUAUAAAUGUAUCGGAUGGCAUAAAUGCAUACUCGUACUCAAAUAGUACAUGUUGAAUAUUUAUUUUUCCUUUUUUUAA